UCAAUCCCGAGGGAAAUGGUGUCCAUUUUAUUUUAAUGUCAACAUUCUCAUUUACGUUAAUACGGAUUUUCUCUUGGCACCUCAUUGACGUGAGCUCCCAGGAGAGAUUCUGCUCUGUCAGGCUCCAGAUUAUUUCCCAACAGGAGCAACAUGAUGCUCGGGGAGAAACUAAAGGAGCGCUGCGACGAGGAGGUGAUCAACGAACUGUGUUUGGCCAAUGGAGUGUCUUAUGAAAAAAUCGCCCGAGAAGGAGCGUACAUCACCUCCCUGGAGAUCUUCUUCUCCGGUUUCCCCCGCAUGGUUGGCCUUUCUUUCUUCCCAAGGCUCACCCAGCUCACCAUCGUGGGCCAGGACAUUAAUCUGAUAGAAGGUCUGGAGUGUUGUCCUCUCCUCCGAGAGCUCUGGGUCACCCAGUGUCAUCUGACAGAAAUAUCUGGACUACAGAACUGUGCAAAACUGGAGAAACUCUAUCUUUAUGACAAUGAAAUCUGUGAAAUCAAGAAUCUAGAUAUGCAGAUCAACCUAGAAAUCCUGUGGCUCAACAACAACUCCAUAAGUCACAUACAGGGCCUGAACACGCUUCAAAACCUCAAAGAACUGAACCUUGCCGACAACAUUAUUGAAGAGAUUGGGCAUAGCCUUGAUCCUAAUGUCGGCCUUCAAAAUCUUAAUCUGUCCGGGAACGAGAUCCGCUCUUUUAAGGAGCUGACCCUGCUAGCCGGCUUACCCCAUCUGAGAGAGCUAGCACUGAGGGACGCCACGUCAACCCCAAACCCAGUGUGUCGGCUGUGUAACUAUGCAACACACAUUCUGUACCACAUGCCUGGCCUCCAGCGACUCGACACCUACGACGUCUCGAGCAAGCAAGUCAAGGAAGCUGCUGAGUCAACAGUCUUGAAGAAAAUGAUGUACUACAACAUGCGAGUACACACUGCUCAAAGGAACCUGGAAGAGACUCGGUUAAGUCUGAUCGAGAGGAAGAAAACCCUGCUGCUGUUGCCUGAGGAAUAUGUCAGGACACUAAGUCAUUCCCUCAAAAAUCUUGAACGUGAGCUCUCCAAGGUGCUGACAAGUCGUAAGAAGUCUGCCAGCAAAUUGGACGAUGCACCAGGAGGACCGACCCACUUAGUGGAUGGUUCAUCCAACAGAUGGGAUCCAACCACUGACGUCUGCUGUGAUCCCACCAUGGAGCCAAAAAUACUCAUCAAGAUGAAAGCACUGAGGGAGAGACUGACACUGUGGAUGAAACGGCUGACCGAGAUUGAAGCUUGUCAUGAGAGAGAGUUGGCUCAAGCCACACACAUGAUGGGAUACACAGUCCAGUUUCUGCUGAUGGAGCUUGAAAGUGUUGGAAACAUUCGAUUAGAGGAGGGCAGCUCCACAGACCCUUGGUUUAAUUCCUCUUGCGACCUCAUCCUUUCCCGCUUCUCACACUCAGACUUCAGUGUUCACGGCAUCACUGGCAUAAAGGUUGAUAGAGUUAUCCGCAUCUUCAACAGCGCCUUGAGGUAUCGCUUUGAGGACAAACUUCAAAACCUGCUAGUCAGCGAAGACACUCCUAUCCAUUCACAAAUCUACAGAAAUCGGCUUGAUCACUUGUUCUACGCACCUGACCCGGAAAAAGACUGUGCGAUGGAAGAAAUUUUGUGCAUUUUGGAGCAGGGCUUUAAAUCGGCAGGACACUAUAAGAACUUUGGGCAAGAGUGUGGCAUACCGUUAUCCAACAGCCUGAGUGUGACUGAAGAGCCCAGAAUCGAACACACUCUGCGACAGGCCAGCCAACCUGACUACAGUGAGGAUCCAGUCCCAUUCAGGCACGGUCAGAUUAUUAUUUCCAAAGUGUACGUGGGUCACAGCAUACCUCUCCGAGAGGAAAGUCCAGUUGACAAAAUCAGCCUUCGUAGAGUCUGCUCUGUAUAUCGCAAUGUGGACACUAAGCUCAGAUCUGCAUCGAGCGAUGAAAGACCUCGCUCCUCCAAAACACACACUGGUCCUGAGUGCAGCCCCAGGCGGAGACAGUGGUUUAUGUUUGACCAUGAACUCGUAUUGCCUAAGUACCUUGUAUAUUUUCAAUAUGUAACUAGGAAACAAGAACAACCGGCAUCGCCAGAACACAGCAAAGACAGAAUCCUUCUGGACAAGCAAGUCCUCAACAUGGAUCCUGUGCUUAAACAGCAGCCUAAGUUGAUGAGCUUGGAUGACAAAAUUCUGCUUAAUGUGGCCAGAGCUAACGUCCUGAGUCAGAUCACUGUACUGAACCUUCAUGGGAACAGUCUGAGCAAGAUAAAGGAGAUUUCCUGCCUCACGGCUCUGCGGCAUCUCACCAUCAGCUUCAAUGAGUUCACACGCCUCAAUGACAUUUCUCACAUGCCUUACCUUGAGUCUUUGGAUGCGAGCUUCAACCACCUGGUGACCCUCGAGGGGCUGAGGGGGCUGGGACAACUCAAGCAGCUCGAUGUGCGGUGGAACCAGUUGACCAAAGCCAGACAAGAUGCUGCAGUUUUAAGGAAACACACACCUGCUCUUCUGAAGCUUGACACCAGAUACAACCCUUGGAAAAGACUGGAGACGGCCAGAAGGAACAUACUGGGACGUCUAAAAACACUCACACACCUUGAUGAUCUGAUGGUCACAGAGGAGGAGGCUGCUGAUGCUGUUGCCAUGGCUGCAGAUUCCAAAAUUAACCAGGCAUCUCUUCUGGCUAACUCGCGCACUAAUACUGAUCGUCCCCGAUGUCUCAGCCUGCUAUCGACAGCUCAGCUCGUCUGCCUUCUCAAUCCAGCACCCUGGGGGCUCAGCCAGCAGCUGCAGCCGGACUGGACCGCAAUGCUCACAGCCCUGAACCUUGACAGCCAGAGGAUUUCCAAGCUGAUUAAUCUGAAUAAACUGGUAAACCUGCGCUGGGCCUCCUUCAAUGACAACGACAUCUCUAAAGUGGAGGGACUGGAGAGUUGCCUGAAGCUAGAGGAGCUUUCCCUGAACAACAACUGCAUCAGCACUUUCAGUGGCCUGUCAAAACUGCUUUGCCUAAAUAAACUGAGUAUAGACGGGAAUCAGCUCUCUAGACUGGAUGUUUCAGUCCUUGAUCAGCUGCCCAACCUGACCUUUCUGUCUGUGGAGAACAACUGUAUCAGUUCCCUGUAUGGCAUCCAGAGGGUCAGCUCCCUGCUUGAACUCUAUAUUGCCAACAACCAGAUCUCUUCAUCACGAGACAUCUACUAUCUAAAGGGACUGUCCAACCUCAUCAUUCUGGAUCUUUAUGGGAAUCCUCUAGUGGAGAAACUAGAGUACUAUCGGAUAUAUGUGGUGUUCCACGUAUCCUCGCUGAAAGCUCUGGACGGGAUUGCAGUCGAAGUUCUUGAGUCUGAAAGUGCAAAGGACAUGUUUGGAGGAAGACUCACCUCGGACAUGGUGGCAGAGAAGCUGGGCCACUCUAACUUCUCAGACAUCACCUACCUCACCCUGCAGUCCUGCUCCAUUAGGAGCGUUGACCUCUCUCCAGUAGACAUAUUCAUUGGCCUGCGCAGUGUCAACUUGGACCACAACAACCUCACCUCUUUUUCAGGCCUUGUUUACCUGCCGAACAUCAAAGCUCUGUGUCUGAACAACAACCACAUCGAGUCCAUUCUACCAAGGCAGCGGACUCAGGCUCAUCUGACAAACAGACAGAUCCUCCACAGCAAAGUCCACUCCAGUGGUUACGGUCAGCAGAGUUCAUCCAAAGGCAGCAGGGAAACUGGGCCCAGUGGCAGCCGGGAGCCACUGAUGGGCAGCCUGGAGGUGCUGCAUUUGAGUCACAAUGGAAUCUCCAGUUUGGCCAAUCUGCAGCUCAGCAGGCUCACCAAUCUUAAAGCCCUUUUCCUUCAAGGUAAUGACAUCAGCCAGGUGGAAGGGUUGGAGGGGCUACGCCAUCUCAGAGAACUGGUCCUAGACAGGAACCGCAUCAAAUCUCUGGCCGAGAACUCUUUCAUCGCCCAGAACGUUCUGCUGGAGCUGCGCCUAGAAGAGAACCGCAUCCGGGAGCUCAACCAUCUGGAUCCUUUGACCGAGCUCCGCAAGCUGUUUCUUGGCAUGAACAAGCUGCAGGAUGUCACUGAGCUCGACAAACUAGAGGUUCUUCCAUCGCUUACAGAGCUCUCAGUGGUUGGAAAUCCUGUGGCCCGCAAGUCUCUCCACAGAGCACCAGUGGUGCUUCAUCUGUCCCAGCUGCAGGUUCUGGAUGGAGUGAUGGUCACUCUGGAGGAAAGGACCAGGGCUGAGCUCCUCAGUUGUGAUCCAUCAUACCCUGGAGCCUCUCUCCCCCCCACUGAGUUAAACCUACCUGGACUGCUCCCCCUCGUGCCCCGACACCCCUCUCUACGAGGAAUAAGUAUAAGUGGAGGACCGCAGACUGUCAUGCUUGGGCACGAUAUCCAGACGAAUAACACGGAUGAAGCCCCGUCUCAUCAAACAUACAAAUACAAGAGGCGAAAGCAGAGUUAUCCUGCUCGAAGCACCCAAACUGACAUUCCCUUCAGACAUAUCAGAGGAACAAGAAGCACCCUGCCAACCACAAGUCUACUGUCAGAUGGGAAUGGACUUUUUGACCCGUAUAACAACCAGGAGCAAGAAAGCAGAUUCCCAAAUGGUGGUAAACCUCCAUCCAUGUAGCAUCCAGAGGAGCCACAUCCACACCAAAAUGGAAUGAGUUCCUGCCUGACUCCUACUACAUCCGCCCACCAAGGUUUGUGUUAAUCCAUCCAGGAGCUUUUUUGAGAACAUAACCUCCUUGGUGGAGGUAAUGAGGACAUGGUCUUUGGAAAAGGCAAUACAGAACUUUCUAUGAACCUCAAACCAAAUGCAAUUUACGUGUUAAUAAAUCGUCUUUGCUGUUUGUUUAAAACAAAGCUUCCUUUGGUUUAAACACAAUGACACUACUUGAAAGGAACGUGUAUUGCACUCCUUUCCAAACGCAUUUAUAACGACCGAUUUUGUUUUCCCUCCACGCAAAUGGAUCACUAACCAUGGUAAUCUGAGGAUGAGAGGUUUUGGCGUCAGUUCCACCGCCAUCCAGUCCUUGGCCCCAAACGAGUAAAAAAAACACCCACAGAUGUACGGGCGUGUGAGGCUGGCAUGCUGUGUCCAUCAGGUCAAACGCAUCCCCAACAAGUGGGAUAAUCCGGCUUUAGCACACCUCUCUGUGGACAAUAAUCUGCAGUCACUCAGAUAAAGAUGUUAUCUUGAAUGAGGUCCAAAUGGAUUUCAGAGAACUGUCAGUUUCAUCACGUUAGCCUUUUUUCAGAAAGCUCCCCGCAGCUUCGCCCGUAAUAGACAAAUCUUGUGUGUUGUAACCGCAAAUAAACCUCCUGCGUUUGAUAUGUAUGAUGUUCGUUCUGCUGCUGAACAUGAGAACGUAAUCCUCCCUGUCUUUCUGUCAGUUUAACCCAGUGGGCCUGUAGUUAACAGUCUGAGCUUUACAUGUGGAGGAGGCAGUCUAUAUGAAGUGAUAUGAAACCUUUACAUUGUGGGAGAAGAGAUUUAUACAGGAUAUCUUCUCCCCUCCAUUACCUUAGGCAUAAAUAAAAUGACGCACAGAACGAUGCGGAACUCUGUUACAUAAUUAAAGAAUAUCUAGUAAAAUGAAAUUAUUAUUUAUUUUACUUUAGACCUGUGGUUUUUCAUACCAUGUGCUCAAUAUAAAAGAUAAAACAGAGUCAAGACUUGGGGAAGAUGUGGCCCUGCAAAACCCAAAGGCUUGGGCAGCAACGUUUCCCUCCUCCAACCCCAGCUUUGGAGUUUAUGCUUUUGUGACUUCAGUGCGACCACUAGGUGUCCUUAGAGCUCCAUUAGCUCUCCCUCUAAGACUCAAUCAGUCCUGAAUGAAUUCACCACCUGCCUGUGCUGCAGGUAGUCCUUUCUCAGCAGAGGAGGGACACAUGCAUGUGGAUGCCACAGAUUUGUGUUUGUGGAACAUGUGAGGCAGCUUGCAGCAGCAAAAGUGAAAAGCUCUCCCCAAACAAGCUCCUCUAAUGCAUGUACUUAACUUCACUUAAUUUGUGUUAAUUCCCAGCACUAAGCAGGGCUAAUGACAGUGCAAGUGAGUGCACUGUCAUUACUGUGCUCUGCCUGACAUCAAAUGGCAGCUGAUGGACUCACACUAGAAAAAAAGACACUCUAAUGCACAGAUUUUGGGGCUCAGUGCGAGUACUCUAAUGCUUUAGGUAUUGCGAAGGAUAAUUACACAUUUCAUAUUUGUGUACAGGGUGUGCAGUAUGGAUAUGUCAGAAGUCUGUUUGUCAGAAGCUGUUUUCAAUGCAAAUGUAUUUCCGCGUGUGUUGUAAGCUUAUAGCGAGCAUACCACUUCAUACAGUAUGUUUCUCUUUGCAUAUCUGUCCAUAUUUUUAAAAUUAAAAUGACAUUAGCAUAAAUAUUGUGAAUUAUUCAUCAGUUCUGAGUGAACCCAGAUGCACCUCUCUCUCUCUCUCUCUCUCUCUCUUUCUCUCUCUCUCGCUCUCUCUCUCUCCCUCCCCCUCUCCUCCCCCCGCUUCUCCAUGUGAGUAGACCACAUGGUUCGUAGCUGGUUUAAUGGGAUGGAAUGUGACAGGUUAUGUUUUCAUCUGCCUGAUAUGGAGCCCGACUCAGGCGGGAGGGAGGAAGAGACAGACGGAGAGAGGGAUGGAGAGGGGGCAGACAGAGUUGGUCUCCACAGUUGUAUUUGGGAAUCAUACUUUGACAUGUUUGUGCUUGUUGAGAAUCAGUUAUAGAUGAUACCCCUCCCCGUCAGCACACAAACACACACACACACACACACACACAUGCACAUGCUCAGUAUGGGGCCAUUACUGCAGGUCCACUAGCUCCCUACAUUUGCUGUGUCUGUGCAUUCAGAGCACCAUUAGUCCAAGACUCUGUGAAUAAUUGCUGAAUGGACCAUGUUUUCACUGCUAUCUACUCAGGUUCCAGUGUUGGGGGUUGAUGUGGGGGUGAAGUGAGAGGGAUGAGGAAACUGAUUGAUGUUUGAUCCCGACAGAUAAUGCUGCAUCUUGUACAAUGUUUAUCCAAGCAUCAUGCACAGUAUGCCCGAUGCAUGAACGCCAUUAAACUCCAUACGCAUUGCACAUUUACCAGCUUCUAUUAACUUUAGAAGUGCUUCCACACGGAGCUUACAAUUGCACCAUCACUUGAUUUGGAAGUGAUGUUAUAAAAAUUAAAUCACUCCACAUUUGCCUGCUGUAGGCCGUCAUAAAAACAUAAAUUGUUUAGUUUUCAAAAGGUGCUAUAAUGCCCCGAGUUCAUUUUUCAUCCUCUGUUCAGGAGCAGUGUUGCCUUAUUGCUCGUCCUGAGAUCUGUUAUUGAGUUAUCAUUGCUGCUUGUCGUUUUCCUGUAAAUUGUUUCCCAUGAGGUUUUUAGAUUUAGAUUAAAGAGCGAAUGGAGUGAGAGCAAAAAUACAGAUAAAAGAAUGGAGUGAGCGUGACAAUUUGAUUGAAAAAAAGCUUUUAUUUUCUGCAAACAUUUUAGUUUGUAGAGCACGCCUCACAGAAGCAAUAAAUCUUGACUGCUGCUCAUUUCUGGACUUUCAUGUGAUUUAUCUCAUUAUUUAGCUGGUGUGUCAUUUAUCAAAUUAUUUCAAUCGCACAAAGUGUGUUUGAAUGGGUUAAAAUAGGAUAACACAAUAACAGAACAACAGAUGACUACCCAUCUAGUAAAUUUAACAGGAAUCAAUUUUCAGAGAGUGUCAGAUUAAUAUGGCAUUAGUCACUUAUUUCAUGAUAUUUGCGUUUGUUUCUCUCCGUUAAUGACGUGGAUGUCUUAUUUCAAGUAAAUGUUCUUCAUCAGAUGGCUGUAAUAAAAGUGGAGUGAUUGGUUGUAAAUAAGUGGUGCUAUGGGGGAUUACAUGGUACAGUACAUGUUGUCGUGACUGACAGGCUUUUCUGUUUCAAUGGUUUAUUGUGUCCUACACGGAGCAGAAAUUGCUUUUUCAAGAUGAGAAGGAAACACAACUUCCUGUCCACCCUUAUCCCCUCAGCCUCAGUGAAGAAUAACAACAACAACAAUUUAAUCUCCUUUGCAGCAGAUUAUUAUCUUUCUUUGUGUUGAUAUUGUGGCCUUUUUAGUUGAUCACUUCAUGAUCCUCCUUUCGGUGCUCCUUCUGUCUAGGUAAAGCAACAUUUUGAGGCAGGCACUUGACCA
Pleuronectes platessa (European plaice) is the source of this 8169-nucleotide messenger RNA. It is a transcript of the gene lrrc9, whose product is annotated as leucine rich repeat containing 9. NCBI's taxonomy places the organism in Eukaryota, Metazoa, Chordata, Actinopteri, Pleuronectiformes, Pleuronectidae. The record is from RefSeq and is a predicted model, not a curated record. Bases 151 to 4650 code for a protein of 1499 amino acids. Gene Ontology annotation, molecular function: protein binding. The transcript is spliced from 34 exons.